CCGCUGUUGGCCCCGGGCAGCUCGCGCGCACCUGCCUGCCCGGCCCACAGCCUGCCGCGCGCCCAGCGUCCUCGCCGCACAGGUCGCGGGUCCCGGGGGUCCUGGGCUGCGGGCCCGCGGGCCCCGGAGAUGGCGUCGGAGCCGCGCUAACUCCGUUUCUCCUUGGACCAAGAUGACUGAUGGAAACCUCUCCGCCUCUACAAAUGGCAUAGCCUUGAUGGGCAUUCUGGACGGUCGGCCAGGAAAUCAUAUUCAGAAUCUACAACACUUGAAUCUCAAGGCACCCAGAUCCCUCUCGUUGCCAGAGUACGGGCCCAAGCUGAAGCUUGGGCCUUUAGAAGAUCAGCACAGCCUUCAGUCCGUGGACUCGGGCAUUCCCACCCUAGAGAUCGGUAACCCGGAACCUGUCCCCUGCAGCGUGGCCCACGUGAAGAGGAAGCCAUCCGAGUCGGGGACCGUCCCGGAGCGAGCCUGCCAGAGCGCGUGCCCGCUGCCGUCCUACACGCCACCGGCUCCCGGCAGUGCCGAGUGGGAGCGGGGCGUGCGGAAGUCGUCCACGUUCCCCCGGACGGGCUAUGACGCGGCCGAGCUCUACAGCCCCGCCUCCAAGGCCCUGAACCGCAGCGACGAUGUCUCCGUUUGCAGCGUGUCCAGCCUCGGCACGGAGCUGUCAGCCACGCUUUCCGUCAGCAAUGAGGACAUCUUGGACCUUGUGGUCACGAGCAGCUCCAGUGCCAUCGUGACCCUGGAGAAUGAUGACGACCCUCAGUUCACUGACGUCACCUUGAGCUCCGCCAAGGAAACCCGGGAGCUGCGCCGGCAGGACUGUGUCGAUGGACCGGAGGAUGGGAGUAAAUCGAAAAUACUGGGACCAUUUAGUAACUUCUUUACCAGGAAUUUGCUUGCUAGAAAACAGAAUGCAAGACUUGACAGACAGAAUGACUUGGGAUGGAAGUUAUUUGGAAAAGUACCACUCCGAGAGAAUGCUCAGAAAGAGUCAAAGAAAAUACAAAAGGAAUAUGAAGACAAGGCUGGACGACCUAGCAAGCCGCCCUCUCCGAAGCAGAAUGUGAGGAAGAAUCUUGAUUUUGAGCCACUUUCUACCACCGCACUCAUCCUGGAAGACAGACCAGCAAACCUCCCAGCGAAGCCAGCUGAAGAAGCCCAGAAACACAGGCAGCAGUAUGAAGAAAUGGUGGUUCAGGCCAAAAAACGAGAGCUGAAGGAGGCGCAGCGGAGAAGGAGGCAGCUGGAGGAGAGGUGCCGCCUGGAGGAGAGCAUCGGGAACGCCGUCCUCACCUGGAACAACGAGGUUUUGCCUAACUGGGAGACAAUGUGGUGCUCUAGAAAAGUUCGAGAUUUAUGGUGGCAGGGAAUCCCUCCCAGUGUGAGAGGCAAAGUCUGGAGCUUAGCCAUUGGCAACGAGUUAAACAUCACCCAUGAGCUCUUUGACAUCUGUCUUGCCCGAGCCAAGGAGAGGUGGCGGUCCUUCAGCACAGGAGGCUCCGAAGCGGAGAACGAAGAUGCCGGGUUUUCAGCAGCAGACCGAGAAGCCAGUUUGGAGCUUAUUAAACUGGACAUUUCUAGAACGUUUCCGAACCUCUGCAUUUUCCAGCAAGGCGGUCCGUACCAUGACACGUUGCACAGUAUUUUGGGCGCUUAUACUUGUUACCGACCGGAUGUGGGUUAUGUCCAGGGCAUGUCCUUUAUAGCGGCAGUGUUGAUCUUGAACCUAGAUACUGCAGAUGCCUUCAUUGCUUUUUCUAACCUUUUGAAUAAACCCUGUCAAAUGGCGUUUUUCCGAGUGGACCAUGGCCUUAUGUUGACCUAUUUUGCUGCAUUUGAGGUAUUCUUUGAAGAAAAUUUGCCGAAAUUAUUUGCUCAUUUCAAGAAAAACAACUUAACUCCAGACAUCUACCUAAUUGAUUGGAUCUUUACCUUAUAUAGUAAGUCUUUGCCCCUCGACCUGGCCUGUCGCAUAUGGGAUGUGUUCUGUCGUGACGGGGAGGAGUUUCUGUUCCGCACGGCCCUGGGCAUCCUGAAGCUGUUUGAGGACAUCCUGACCAAGAUGGACUUCAUUCACAUAGCCCAGUUCCUUACGAGGCUCCCAGAGGACCUGCCCGCGGAGGAAGUUUUCGCCUCCAUAGCUACAAUUCAGAUGCAAAGUCGAAACAAGAAGUGGGCUCAGGUACUGACCGCGCUGCAGAAGGACAGCCGGGACGUGGAGAAAGGCAGCCCGUCGCUCAGACACUGAGGGGACAGGCGGACCCGCGCUCGGCACCGAGCAGACCUCCAGGUGGCACCUUGCGUGGCUUCGGACGCACGCACGCACGCGCUGACCGCGGACGAGAACGGGCUGUUUUCACGUUUGAUCCUAACACUGGAGUUGGCCUUAAACAAAACAAACAACUUUCAAAGAACUACACCAAGGCUUAGCCUUAAGAAGCUCGGUGGAAAGAUGAGCCAGUGUUGACCAGGGCCAACACUGCAUACUCUGCAUGGUUUAAACCUAAGGCAGUGGCUAAUCCCCCCCUCCCCCAUCUUAUUUCAGCGAAAGUUAAUUAAAUUGUCAUGCUUUUAUGUCAACUCAUGAAAAGUACAUUACAGUCUUCCUUAGCCAAGGUGUGUGAGAAAUCCUCCCGGGGAGGCCUCGGAGAGGUUAUUGGCUCAUUUACGUACGUGAGUAGGGAAGGGGUUGUCGAUUCCGUUCCCGGGACGACCUGUCCAGAGCUGGAGGUGAUGUUUUCACAGCCCACCUACCCAAGCUUGCGGGAAAGGAGAAUGGGCUGUCCCAGGGCGGUCACGCACGAGUGCCCGAGGGCUCCCUGGGAUUCGACCUGACCUCUGGGUUGGCGUUUCUCCAUCGUGGCCUUGACAGAAUCCCAGCACGAGUCCCAUGCACGCUGAGGUUCCGGGGUACCCGUGCUCUCCGAGAUUGCUGCGCCCUCCAGCUCCUGAGCGGAAGAGCUGCUCACACGGACGGCCCGAGACCUGGCGGAAAGAGCACGGGAGGACCCCCACGCCUCCCAUCUGCGGAGGCCAGGCGGCUUGGGGGGGGGCGGGGAGCCUGCUCUCUUGCGUCACGGGCUGCUGCUCUUUCUGUUGUCAGCUAAACGGCAGGACCGGUCCUGGUACCAGAUGUUCCCUCCUCACGUACUCGGCUUCAAGGUAGACCGAGGUGAGGGCCGAUGAGCAGGCCGCACGCUUCCAGUGGUACGGACGACGGGCCACUCGGGGCUCUCGGUGUCUGUCCUGUGCGCCUCUCCCCACGUUAGCUGGUUUCCCCCAAGUUCAUCAGCCGGCAGCUUUCUUGUUCUGACUUUCCCUUGACUGACUUUUACGAUUUUGUUGUAAGAGCUUUGUUUAUCCAAACUCAAAGACACGAGCGGUUUCACACGGACUAGCCCAAAGGACGGGCAGCUGUGUGGAAGCCGGCUCCCGCGUGCCAGCCGGGCUGUGCGAGUGUCCGUGGACGGGGCGAGGGCACCGUCGGUUGCGCCCGGCCCUCCGCCGCCCCCUCAGCUGCACGUCCGCCCUCGGCCCCGAGAGCAGGCAUGCGGCAAGGAGACCGGCAGGGGGCCGGGGCCCGACCGUGACCUCGCCCUUACGGGUUUUCCGUGCCCGCCACGUCCGCUGCCGACACGCGCAGGUGCGACGGCCAGUUGCGGAGCCGGGGCCCCGUUCGUGCCCUUCACCCCAGCCCUCUUCCGUGUUUCCUGUUUUCUCGAACUGCCUUCGCCCCGUGUCUGCUUAACCGAGUUCUCCCAGGAGGUUGUAGAUCAUCUUGGAUACACUUUCUGCCUCAGCCUUCAAGUGCUGACUCUCCCGACCUCUGGGGGUGGGGAGGGGGGCGUCCCGUCUUCACCGAGGUCUUGCGCUUCCAGACGCAGCCGUCCCCGGACACCGCGAUGCUGAAUGUAACCCACACUGAGCCGGCCCCUCGCCCGGCCCGGCCGUUCCUCCCACACGUGCUGACUUGCGUUCCGUGAUGUGGGCGUUCUGUCCGGAAAGAUGUAUAUAUUUUCUUACUGUACAUAAAGAUGUUCCUAAAUCGGGACAGGAAGCGACGCCACAGGGGCAUUUGUGCCACUGCCGCGGAACGCGUUUGUGGGACGUCACGUGCAUUCAGAACCCAGCCCUUAACCCUUUUCUGUCCCAACAGUUGGACGUUAAAUCUCUUUCGAUUUACGUCACUACUGAUGCAUUAAGUUUUUAAACGGGAUCCCAUGCCGACCGGGAAUCCUUAGCGAAUCUUUAGCUCGGAAGAGGUUUUCGUGACCUGUUGAGGGACCACGUGAGGUCUUGCGGUUUGAUGUGUCCCCCUCACAGGCCGGGGGUCCUGAGUCCCCACGCAGGGUCCCGUGGCCCCUUUCCGCAGAGCGCUGCAGAGGGCACCCGGCCGGGCAUCUCUGUUGGACGCUACCACCGAGGAAAGCCGGAAACGACUAGAAAUGCCACGCCCCUUUGGAAGUCUGCACUUUCCCCUUCCUGUGCCCGCGGUUUCCAGGACUUCAGGCUCGGGACCUUGGCGCGUCUGGCACUUUAGGGUCAAAAGCUGCGUCCCCACCGGUCCCUGAAAGCUCACCUAGAAACAUUGUUCACUUUAAAUGGUACUUUUUAACUGCUCAGUUUUUGACUAUUUUAAAUAGUUUGCUGAUAGAAAAAUUCCUGAUAAUACUUGCUACAUAUCAUGUUUUAAUUGCCUGUACAGUUAACCUUUAAUUUUAUUUAGUAAAGUCUAUCAAAUUAGGACUUUUUGAACUGUAAAUAUGUGGUUUUAUUAAAUAAAAGUCAUGUAAAAUUGUUA
Molecule: messenger RNA, 4807 nt
Organism: Felis catus (domestic cat)
Lineage: Eukaryota; Metazoa; Chordata; Mammalia; Carnivora; Felidae
Gene: TBC1D14
Product: TBC1 domain family member 14
Exons: 14
Coding region: 173-2254 (693 amino acids)
Source: RefSeq, a predicted model, not a curated record